AUGUUCUGGCGGAUCGUCUUCCUCUGUCUCGCCCUCUCCGUCGCCGCUGUCCUCGUCUCGAGGCUCAUCGCCGCCCACCUGCCGGCACGGCACCGUCAUCCCCACAUCGUCUUCCCGGUUCGCGUAGAGCCUAGGUCGUACUUCGCCAACGAGCGGACGAUGCUUUUGUGGUUCGAGAUGGCCACAAUCCUGACGGUGCUCGGCGCCGCGCUGCAGGCCUCUCGCAACUCGUUCGCCAUCCAGUCGGCGGGCCUCGCCCUUAGCAUCCCAGCCGCCGCCAUCGUCGUGCACGCCUUGCGAAUGUACGUGCUGCGCUUCAAGUCGCUCGAGCGCAAGUCGCCGCGCCACUUUGAGGAUGGGAGCGGAGCCCUCUGGAUCGUGGCGCUGCUCACCGGGCUGGUCGUCUCUAACGUGGCCGUCGGUGUCCUCACAUGGCAGAGGCAGGGGCCGGGCGAGGCGUUGCGGCGCUUUGUCGGCUGGCCAAUCAACGCCACGGGCGUACUCGCAGGGCACUAGCGCCACGAGCAGCCCAGACGGCCUCGGCUGGCGAGGCGGGGGCGACAGGUGGCUGAGCAAGCGUAAAAAAUCAGAUAAGAGGGGUGGAGGCGUGACCGUGAGUGUCACGCGUCUCAGUUGUGGCAUGUGGGGGGUUGUGGCUUGUGUGCUUGUGGUCGUAACUUUUUUAUGUAGGUGACCAGUCGCCA
Molecule: messenger RNA, 704 nt
Organism: Emiliania huxleyi CCMP1516
Lineage: Eukaryota; Haptophyta; Isochrysidales; Noelaerhabdaceae
Exons: 1
Coding region: 1-516 (171 amino acids)
Source: RefSeq, a predicted model, not a curated record